Messenger RNA from Globicephala melas (long-finned pilot whale), 7648 nucleotides. It is a transcript of the gene KLHL33, whose product is annotated as kelch like family member 33. The record is from RefSeq and is a predicted model, not a curated record. Lineage: Eukaryota; Metazoa; Chordata; Mammalia; Artiodactyla; Delphinidae. Gene Ontology annotation, molecular function: protein binding.
UCUGGAGCUAAAAUUGAGGGGAAUCUCUUAGAUAUUCUAAUCUCUUCUUAGUAAUGCUAUUAUCAUUGAUACUAUUUUAGCAUCAGAUCUUAUGCUAAUUGCUUUACAUUUAUCAUCUCAUUUAAAUUCUUUGAAGUAUAGGUACUCAGAAUUUCCCUGAAAAUAGCCUGAAGCCAGGUGUAAUUUCAUGCUAAUUUAUAACUCAAAAGUAAAACCAUCCCUCUUCCAAACCCUUAGGCCUACAGACAUUUCCAUUGGCAGCUUGAGGGGGCGGGCCCCAGGUAUACACAUCUCUGAAAUUAACAGCCAGUCAUUAGCAAAAAUCCCACGUAUGCUCAACCUUUUCUCUGUAUGUUCCCUUUUUAUAGUCCUGCUCUGAGCCCUGAUUUCUCCUGAGGACUCUGCUUCUUUUAGUAGUGGUGGUGGUUUCUCUCACACCCAUUGUACCACUGGGCCUGGAGGCAGUACAGGUGUCCGCAUUUUUUCUUAUACUGUAUAUUUUUUAAUAUUUAUUUAUUUGGCUGUGCUGGGUCUUCGUUGCGGCAUGCAGGAUCUUUAGUUGUGGCAUGCGAACUCUUAGUUGCGGCAUGUGGGAUCUAGUUCCCUGACGAGGAAUCGAACCCCGGUCCCCUGCACUGGGAGCAUGGAGUCUUAACCACUGGACCGCCAGGCGAGUCCCUUCCUCAUACUAUUUUUAAGACUAUUCUCUCUCAUCUCUAACAUACCUCAGCUUUGAAACACAAGUCAGUACCUGUCAUAAAUCUUGGUGAUUUAAAUAUCCGUGUAGAUAAUCUUUCUAACACUCUGGUCUCAGUUCUUUGCUCCUCCAGUGAUCUUGUCCUCCACCCCCACUUCAGCUACUCAUUCCCUUGGUCAUAUUCUAGACCUACCACUACUCCAUAUCUCAAUCUCAAACAUCCCACCCUCCCACCAUUACUUCCUAUCUUUCCAGUUUAUUCCACAUGCCUUCACUUCCCUCCUCCCACUAAAUUCCAGUCAUGAGCCCUUUGUUAAGGGCUUACCUCCCUUGCUUCUCUGGCUUUUGUCACACUCAACUCUUCACCAACUUUACUCCUAGAUCCAUGCAGCUGAAAGGGCUGGGAAGAAACAGGUUGCCUUGUCUUUAAAUUCAUUACCAUAAAACUUGAGUGAGUCCUUUAUGCUACUAGCAAUAUCCCCUGGGCCUUUUACUUGCCCUUCCUUUUUUUUGGCCAUGCUGCAUGGCUUGCGGGAUUGGAGUCCUAACCACUCCGCCAGGGAAUUCUCCACUUGCCCUUGCUUCUGAUCUCUUAAAUCUCCAACAUCCCUCAUUCUCAGUGUUACUUUGGUAGAAAAUAGAAACAAUCAGAAAAGGUUCACAAGCUCCUACCACUAUACCUACAUACCUUCCAGCAUUUAUACCUGUAAGCUCUGCUUUCUCUCUUGUUAUUGUAUACCAGGGAUUCUCAACUGGGACUGAGUUUGCUCCCAGAGGACAUUCGGUUGAUCACAACCAAAAGGAGGUGGUGCUGCUGGGUAGAGGCCAGAGAUGCUGCAAAAUAGCCUACGAUGCACAGAACAGCCCUCCACAACAGAACCGUCUGGGCUUAAAUGUCAUUGGCGUCAAGGUUGAGAGAUGCUGCUCUAAACAAACUGUCCAGGCUCCUGUCCAGCCAGUCCCAUCAUUUGGCUUUCAAGGACAUCUUUCAACAGUUCUCCCUCCUUUUCUGUAGCGUCAGUAUUCCCCUUUCUCUCCUGGAAUAUCCUGUUGGCACACAAAUAUACUGUCAUUUUUCUUACCUUACAAAGACAUAAACCUCUCUUGACCCCAUUUCCCCUUCCAGUUGCUUCCAAUUUUCCUGGUCAAUUUUUUAAAAACAUUUUAUUACUAAGUUUUUAAGUUGAAUUAUGUUGACUUACAAUAUUAGUUUCAGAUGUACAGCAUAGUGAUUUAGUAAGUAUUCUUAUAGGUUAUACUCCACUUAAAGUUAUAAAAUAUUCACUGUAUUUCUUGUGCUGUACAGUAUAUCCUUGUAGUUUGUUUAUUCUGCUCUGUUUUAUAGCAGAACAUCUUAAAAGAGUCUUUUCCACUUCCCACCAAUUCCCUAUUCAGUCCACUGCAGCACGACUGUUCUCAUCGUGGUCACCAAGGACUUGCACAAACCUAAAUCUAAUGGCAUCUUCUGCUUUAUCUUGCACAGGCUAUCAGCAGCAUUUGACACCCCCUCUUUGAAACAUUGUCUUUACUUGGCCUUAGGACAUGUUCUCUGGUUUGCCUCCUAGUUUACCAAGUACUCUUUCUUAGUCUGCUGGUUUCUCCUCAUCUCCGUAGUGCUCUAGAGUUCAGUCUGGACUGCUUUUCUGUUUACAUACAUACCUGGAGUGAUUUCAGCCAGUGUUACACAUUAGAGCCAUUUCAGUGUGGAUGACUUCCCAUAUUUUUAGCUCCAAUCAGGACUUCUGAAUACCUAGCUGCUCUUGGCAUCUCGACUCGGAUGCUUAAUAGGCAUCUCAAAUUUAACAUAUACGAAACUGAACUUACUUUCUCCCCAGCUUACUGCUGCAGUCUUUCCUAUUUCAAGUAAUGACAACUCAAUCCUUCUAGUUGUUCAUGUUAAAGUGUCUUGGUAUUAUCUUUGGCCCCUCUUUUUCAUCUCCUCCAAUUCAUCAAAUCACGUUGACUUUACCUUCAGAAUACAUCCAGAAUCCAAUUGGUCACUUCUCUGCUGCCACCCUAGCCCAAGCCAGAAUUUUCUGCCUCCAAGAUCAGGGGUCCCCAACCCCUGGGCCAUGGACUGGUACCGGUCUGUCAGCGGCCUAUUAGGAACCGGGCUGCACAGCAGGAGGUCCUGCUCAGGGAUGUAGCCUGAGGGAGCAGGAGUGUUGAGAGAGGUAGAUGCCAAGUUCUCCUUUGGUGGUGGCUUCUGCACCUGCUGUAAGACCACCAAGUCUUCAAAAGCCUUUUGGCUACAGAGAAAGGAAACCCCAGAUACAGAAGCCCCUCAGAGAAGCGGAAACCAGGGUUCCAGGUCAUUCUGCACUGAAGGCAGGAGUGGAGGGCCUUACCAACUGUGGCAGAGAUGCCCAGGUGUGCAGAGUCCAGACUUUCUUCACGCACCCCCUCCAGCCCAGUCCAGUGAAGGAAGCCUUUCUGGCCUGGCUCACUCCACCAGAUCCCCACAUCCUACUUGGCUUCUGAAUUUGCCUCGCUCAGCACCAGGGCAUGACCUACAAGUGGAAGGGGAGAGGAGGUCAUAUCAGCAAUCCAGUGAGCUUGGGCCAUGAGCGUCUCGGACUCGGCACAUCGUCCCUCAGACCCUGAACAAGUCUCUCUUCCAGUCCAGAAGGACGGCCUUGGCCUCCCUUUGCCCACCAGGAGAACCCCCUCCUGGCCUCCGUCCCCAGACCAGGAUCCUGGUUUGCCUCCCUUUCCUCUGGAAGAGCCUGGCCCCAGGCCCAUGGCCCCGGGGAGCCUUCCCUCUCCAGCCUUGUCCCUAGAGAAAGAAGAGGAGGAGGAAGAGGAUGAGGACGGAGAAGACGCAGAGGAACCCGAGGAGCUGCACAGCGAGGCGCAUCCCAGCCAGUUUUUCGCGGAGGCACAGCGGCUGCGAGAGCAGAGGUUGUUGCUGGAUGAAGACGUGUCAGUCGGGGGGCGAGUAUACGGGGUGCAUCGGGUGAUCUUGGCUGCAGUCAGCAGCCUCUUCAGAGGCAGGUUGCUGGGCAGCAGAGGUCUGCAAUGCCCCCUCAGCCUGGAUGUAACCCCCGGGGCCUGGGAGGCCGUGCUGACCUUUGCCUAUGAGGGGGUGCUGGGACCCGCCCCACGGGAGGAUGUGCUGGUCGCGGCUGAAGCCCUGGGCGCACCCCGGGUGAAGGCUGCGGCCCAGUGGGGACGCGAGGGGGCUGGAAGCACCCGGGAAGAUGAAAAGCAGCCCAGCCAGGCAGAGGAACUGAGAGAGAACCUGCGCACCAUGGAGCUCCUGUACCAAGAAGGCAUCGGGUGUGACCUGGAGCUGGAGGCAGACGGCUGCCGGCUGCGGGUGCACCGAGCAGCCCUCGCCUGUGGCAGUGAGUUCUUUGGGGCCAUGCUCCUGAGCGGGAUGAGGGAAUCCCAGGGCACAGAGGUGUCUCUGCAUACCAUCUCUGCCCAGGACCUGCGGCUCCUUGUCUCCUUUGCCUACUCUGGGGUUGUGCGGGCAAGGUGGCCAGGACUGCUGAGAGCCACCCAGGCUGCUCUGCGGUACCAGAGCUCUUCCUGCCUGGCUCUGUGCCAGAGAGCCUUGGCACAAGGCCUCAACCCUGCCCGUUGCCUGGCCCUGAUCCCCAUGGCUGAAGCCCCUGGGCUGGAGAGGCUCUGGAGCAAAGCCCGUCACUACCUCCUCACCCACCUGCCUGCUGUGGCUUUGUGCUCCACUUUCCCAUCUUUACCGGUCGCCUGCCUGGCUGAGCUCCUGGACAGCGAUGAGCUACACUUGCAGGAGGAGUUCGAGGCCUUUGUGGCUGCACUGCGUUGGCUAGCUGCCAACCCGGACACCCAGGAGUCAGAGGCCAAGGCCCUGCUUCGAUGCGUCCGCUUUGGCCGUAUGUCCACCAGGGAGCUGCGGAGGGUAAGAGCGGCCAGGCUGCCUCCACCCUUGAGCCCGGACCUACUGCGUCAGCUGAUGGUGGAGGCUGAGGUUCCAGGACAAGAGAGGCGGAGGGAGCCUGACCAGGCACUAGUAGUGAUUGGCGGGGACGGGCUCAGAUCAGACAUGGCCACGAGACAGCCGUCCCGAGGAGUGUGGUGGGCCCGGGCCUUUCGCUGCGGCGUAGGACUGGUUCGAACUGUGGAGUGGGGACGGCUGCCUGCCCUGCCUGCCCCCGGGCGCUUUCGGCACGGGGCUGCGAGCCUAGCAGGAAGUGAGCUCUACGUGUGUGGCGGACAGGAUUUCUACGGCCACUCUAACACCCUGGCUUCGACUCUCAGGUGGGACCCCAGGCAAGAGGACUGGGAGGAGAUGGCACCUUUGUGCCAGGCUCGGAGCUUUUUCCCCCUGGUGGUGCUGGAUGGACUGCUUUAUGCCCUGGGUGGACGAGACAGUGGUGUUGCCCUCAGCUCUGUGGAGACUUAUAGCCCCAAGCUCAAUAUCUGGAGGCCGGCACCUGCUCUUCCAGCACCACGCUUUGCCCACGCAGCUGCUGUUUUGGAGGGCCAGCUGUACGUGAGCGGCGGCUGCAGUGGGACUGGCCAGUACCUGGCCUCGUUGCUGCACUAUGACCCCAAACUUGAGAAGCCGGGGACACUUCUGAGCCCUAUGGGGGUACCUCGGGCUGGCCACGUCAUGGCUGCUCUGGGUGGGCGGCUGUAUGUAGCGGGUGGGCUAGGUGAGACUGGGGACCUGCUGAGCUUCGAGGCCUAUGAACCAAGGACCGAUAGCUGGACUCACCUGAGCCCCCUGCCCUCGCCCCACGUCGGGGCUGCAGGCGCUGUGCUGCAGGGGGAGCUACUGGUGCUGGGGGGCUACAGCCACCGUACUUAUGCCCCCUCCCACCUUAUCCACGCCUUCUGUCCUGGCCUGGGCCGAUGGCUGUGCCUGGGAACUCUGCCGAGGCCUCGGGCUGAGAUGCCUGCCUGCAUCCUGACACUGCCCACCGUGCAGCAAAUAGCUUUGGUUCCCACACGACACCAAACUAAACCUGCCGGGUGAAGGGGGAGUGGCGGUGGAUGGCGUGAGGAAGGGAUAAGAAACAUUUUGAGAGGAUAGAAAUGAUGGGGGCAGGGAUAAAGAGAAGGCUUUAUUCAUGCUCAUGUUUCAUUCUAGCACAGUGCUUUACAACUCACACAGCUUUUGUAUGUAUGAUCUGCAUUGAGGAAAAGGUGGUUCUGGAAUUCCUAGGGAAAGAGCGUUGGGGAAGGAGAGGCAGCUGAAUACCUAGGUAAGGAGAGGAGACCCAGGGGCAACUGUACAAGGUUUAGAUUCUUGGUGGGGAAAGUGCAUCUGGCUGGGCAGACAGUCAAGAAGCGUCAAUGGCCAAGGUGUAGGGGCCAUGAGAGGUCAGUUGGGAAAAUGAUAUUCUGAUCAAUGGACGAAGGAGAAAAACGUGGAGAGGCCAUCCGUGAAAGAGCUGAGGAGUGUGGGGGAAGGACUGCGAUUGCUGCUUCUCUUUACUCUCCAAUCCCUGGGACACCCAAACCCUCCUGAAAAGGUUCUUUCUCGGGUAAACUUGUAGACCCAGUCUAGCGUUUCCUCAGCCAUACAGCACAGGCUGCCCCUAAGAGCCUCUUGGUUUUCAAUCUGAGGAGGAUGCUCCUGUCUGGACCCGGCACAGCACAGGGGCCCGAGAUGCCAGGGCGACGAGGUGGGAGUGCUGCAGGCGGGGAAGAUGAAGACGGGAAGGAGGGAGGCGCCCAUGGCGGCAAAGGGAUGAAACAGGAUUUGAGGGCAUGGGGUGGGAGAAGUCAGGAGCUUGGCUGGCUUCUUUCCUUCCCUUUGGGGUGAAUCGAGGGAUCAGGAGAGAAAACAGUACAGUGUGGUGUGGGUCCUAAGUUGUGAGAGGAAGUGGCAGAGAGAAGAGUAAAAGGCAGAGGAGGCCCAGAAAAGUGGUUCCUUUGUCCCUUUCUUCCAGAGUUUUUUGAAUCCAUUUCCCUUUUUCUUGGCCAGGGAAAGUUGAGUCAGAUGUUUCCUCUCUCUCUUCCUCCACCCUGCUUUUCCUUCCCUUUUUUUUUGCUCUCUUCUAUCUUUUCUCCUUUCUCCCUCACAGUUAUUAAUUAUCUCCUGUGUGCCGGGUACGAUGUGGGGCACUAAGGAUCCCAAGGUCAGGGAGCUCCCGACCAGCACACAGACUUGUAAGCAAAUACAAGUUUGACAGUGGACUUAGAGGUAUGGACACUUGCCUCAUGCCUCUCCCGAGAGCCGCGUACCUCACGUGCCUCGUAGUUGAAGGUAUGAGAGCCCAGAGGAUGGAGGAGGGAACUCUGUCCAGGGAAGACUUCUGUUAGGAAGGCAUCAUCAGAUGGGUGUAGAUUGAACUGGGUCUUGAAGGCUUCCUGGAAACUCACCUUCAGAGAAGGAGGGAGGCAUUCCAGUCAGAGGAAAGAAGCAAAUGGGGCAUGUGGUGCCCUGUGUCUCCAUAGCAAAGCGGAAGUCAGUAUUCCAGGGAUUCUUCAGAGAAUUCUGCUGCUGUGCCAGCCUACUCUCUUCCCUGGAGCCUUCCUGAAGACAGUGGCUUUCACCUAAUUGUAUGGUCUCUUCCUCCACAACUCCCCUACGUCUUUCCUGUCUGGUAUUUCCACUUCUGACCCCUGAACUUAAGGCAAAGAAGGGCCACUUCUUUGUGCAGGUCAGUUUUCUCUUACCCUUGCUAAUUUAGAUUCUCAUGCUGCUAAGGGUGAGGUGAGGGGGCCUCCCUCGCAUCUUUCUUCAUCCCGGCCAGGAGAGACUUGACAUGUUUUUGUUUAUUGUUUUGAGAUUUCAUUAUUUUAUUAAGGUUUCCUUCUAUAUCUCUGUUUAGGAACGUAGCUGAAAAUGAGGAGGGGUAAGUAGGCUAUAUAAGAGAACAGAGAAGAAAGAUUGAAGAAGACAGGGAAGAAGGAAAUCGGAAACACUGAGAAACUACGAGGAUUGAGUCUUUAGGGUGAACUUCUGUGAGCAUGCUCUGUGAUUUGUAUGCAAAGACAGGCUUAAAUAAAGGU